AUGGAGCUAACUCCCAAGUCCCCUAAAAGACGGAAUGAGCUGAUAGCGCGGUACAUCAAACUCCGCACGGGGAAGACGCGGACGAGGAAGCAGGUUUCUAGCCACAUUCAAGUACUAGCUCGACGAAAGGCCAGGGAGAUCCAGGUCAAGCUGAAGGUACGCUACGAUCAGGCGGCCAAAGACAAGGCCCUCCAGAGCAUGGCCACCAUGUCCUCGGCUCAGAUCAUCUCACCCACGGCCUUCCAGAACAAGAUGGCUCUCCAGGGCCUCUCUAGACCAGCUUACCCCACUGGUGGUGGUUUUUGGCACGGGGCGCUUCCCGGUCAGCCAGGGGGCCAUGAAGACAUUAAGCCUUUCUCCCAGCAGAGUUAUGCCAUGCAAGCGUCCGGCCCGGCCCCCAUAACAGGUUACGAAAGCACAGCAGGGCUGUCCAUGUCUCCUGGUGCCCCCCCUUGGCUGGGCAGAAGUAUUGCCAGCUCAAAGCUCCGAAUGCUGGAGUUCUCCGCCUUCCUGGAGCAACCUCAGGACCCAGAGACCUUCAACAAGCACCUGUUUGUUCACAUCGGCCAGUCCAACCCGAGCUACAGUGACCCCUAUCUGGAGUCGGUGGACAUCAGGCAGAUCUAUGACAAGUUCCCGGAAAAGAAAGGCGGCCUGAAAGAGCUGUUUGACAAAGGGCCGCACAACGCUUUCUUCCUCGUCAAGUUCUGGGCGGACCUCAGUGUGAACCUGCAGGAUGACAGCAGCUUCUUCUAUGGUGUGUCCAGCCAGUAUGAAAGCUCUGAGAGCAUGGUCAUCACCUCAUCCACCAAAGUCUGCUCCUUUGGCAAACAGGUGGUAGAGAAAGUGGAGACGGAGUAUGCACGCUUUGAGAAUGGGCGCUAUGUGUUCCGGAUCCACCGAUCCCCAUUGUGUGAAUACAUGAUCAAUUUCAUCCACAAGCUUAAACACCUGCCUGAGAAAUACAUGAUGAACAGCGUGCUGGAGAACUUCACAAUCCUACAGGUGGUGACAAACAGGGACACUCUGGAGACCCUGCUGUGCAUAGCUUACGUCUUUGAGGUGUCCACCAGCGAGCACGGGGCGCAGCAUCACAUCUACAGGCUCGUCAAAGACUGACCCGGCUGCACAGUUGGAGCUCGCCAGCUCUGGGCACUUUGUAGCACGUCAGUGAGCAACAACACCAAACAUAAGACUACUGCUUCCUUGAGCUUAAGGCUGAAGUGGGUGGGGGUCGGUCGGGAGCCCGGAGAAGCACGGGCGCGCAGGAACACUGCUGCUUGCUGAGGAAUGGGAGGCGGAUUUGGGACUCUGGUGGGCAAAACAGGCUCUGUGUGUGAGAAGUGGCAAGAAGAAGAAACAAAAAAAAAAAAGGAAGGCCAUCAAACACUGUGGUCACUAUACCAAAGGUGCCAAACGUGGCCGGCAAAACCUGCAUGAGAGAGUUGUCAAUGGUGGUGUUCUUCAUCUCAUUUUAAUAGAGUUUGUUUUUAAUUUAGAUUCUUUUACACUCGUGCAUGUGCAGGGGAUGUUUGGGACGGAGGAGUUUGCCAUCUAGUGACUUAACCUGGAUAUCACAGCGGGUGGGGGUGGGGCGGGGGGGGGCAGAUUGUGGAUCCCUCU
Molecule: messenger RNA, 1623 nt
Organism: Menidia menidia (Atlantic silverside)
Lineage: Eukaryota; Metazoa; Chordata; Actinopteri; Atheriniformes; Atherinopsidae
Source: the annotation of a GenBank genome assembly